Hydractinia symbiolongicarpus is the source of this 3674-nucleotide messenger RNA. Its product is annotated as trafficking protein particle complex subunit 11-like. Bases 32 to 3448 code for a protein of 1138 amino acids. The record is from RefSeq and is a predicted model, not a curated record. NCBI's taxonomy places the organism in Eukaryota, Metazoa, Cnidaria, Hydrozoa, Anthoathecata, Hydractiniidae. The transcript has 36 exons.
UGUAAAUGGCCAUUUCAAAAUAACAACAAAUAUGGCGUCCGCCUGUGAGUUUCCAGAGGAAUUGGUUUCAAAUCCUCUUGGAUAUGUUGCCCUUACUGGACUUGAUGUUCAACAUAAUGCUAUGCACAGGUCUAUAUGGGAUACUUUUACUGUUAACAGGAGGCAAGACAAAGUUCUUAACAUCAAAUUACUUCCUGGGGAUGCAGAUUUUCCCAAAAGAAGACAAAAACAGCGAACAUCUUAUGAGUUCUACAUCCCAAAAGGCAUUCUGAAGACAAACUGGAUAAACAAACAUUUAAACUUGUUACCUGCCCUUGUCGUUGUUUUCUUUGAUUUGGACUGGAAUGAUCCGCAGUGGAGAGAAAAACAAACGGAAUGUGCCUCUAGGGUUGCUGUUGUAAGGUCAAGUUUGUUUGGUAGAAAUACCAAAAUAGCUGUCGUGCUGAUUCAGAAGAAUAUCCCUCUACCACCAGGCGAGGACCCUCAAGCAGUUCAACGUGCAGAAGCAUUGUGUCAAGCUUGCGAAUUGGCAUCAAAGUCUUUGUUUGUCUUACCAUUCAGUGAUCACCUUCAAGGAUAUGUGACAAGAUUAGAAGGUGCAUUUUAUGACAUUGCUCAAACUCACUAUUCUAACGAAGCGCGUGUUGUCAAACAACAUAAGGAUCUGUUAAACAAAUCACAGCAUCAGCUCUUAUUUUCAAGACAUCAGUUUAAAGUUGCUUUUUACAAUGAACUGAGACAAGAUUCACAUGCUGCACUGAAGCAUUACAAGCAAGCCUAUCAGCACAUAUUGGAACAUAGACUGACUGAUGUCAACAACUUGGAAGUGAAAAUUGUGGCUGGCUUUGUUAAUUAUAAGAUAUGUCGUAUCUCCUUCCAGUUAAAUGCACCACUCGAUGCAAUCUCACAGUUUCGCAAACAUAUUGACUAUUUUAAAAGCAAAAUUGGAUGUAAUGAACUAGCAUUUGAACAUUCUGCAUGGAUGGCUAAACAAUUUAGUUUAUUUGGUGAUUUAUUUCAAGAAGCGAUAAAGAAUGGCUUGCAAGCAAUACAGACUCAACAUCCUGGUUUCUAUUAUCAGCAAGCUGCAAAUCAUUCAAUGAUGAGAAUGAAACACUGUAGAAAUUUGUGUCGAUUUUCUGAACCAGUGCACCCAGAUCCAAUGGAAGACAUAAAUAAUUUGGAAUUUUUUGGACAGAGACCUUGGAGACAAGGCUGUCAAGCCAACGAAGCACCUGACCCUUCAAUGGAACAGGCUGGCAUUUUAUCUCUGCAAGCUCUAGAAUUAAAAGUGGAACAUUUUUGGAUUGUCAUCCCGUUGUUAAGCAGUGCUGUUGCUCAGUUCCGAGAAUAUAAAUCUGUCAGGAUGAAACUGUUUUUAAUGGUGCAAAUGGGUGAAGAGUAUUUUGAAGCAAAAGAUUAUGAGAAAGCAUUAACCCUUCUACACCGUGUUACACCUUUUUAUCGUGGUGAAAGAUGGUGGGACCUUUUAAGAAGUGUUUUACGUACUGCUAUAAGAUGUUCCUAUCUUACAGUCGCCAUUCAAGAUUAUGUAACAUCAUGUUUGGAGCUAAUUGGAAAUUAUUGUUCAGUGAAAAUUGAUGAAAAGACGAGACUCCAAACAAACUUGCUACGAAUUGUUAAGAAAACGCCUCCCGAUCCAGAAAAUAAUUGCAGUAUUGAGUCUGUUGAAAAAGCGAAAGAGUUGUGGAAGAUAGCGUUUGCAGAUGGACAAGAACAAAAGGUUUACACAGUAGAUAUGGAGAAUCUUACCUCAUUUAUUGAAUGCCGUGUGUCGUUUGACCAGGAUGCUUUUCGUUUGGAUGAAGUUGCAUCUGUGACUGUUUAUAUUAGGUCUGUAGCUGCUUAUCCUAUACGAUUCUCUGAGCUUGGAUUGCAAUUUAGCAAUCAAGUAUACAAUUCAUCCUGCAUAAAAACAGACACCUGUGAAGCUCUAUCAACGCCGUCUGAUGUGGUUGAUGGUCCAGACCUGUUCUUGGAGCCUUACAAGACUACUGUGCAUACCUUUAAAUUUAUUUUGGCACCCGCUGAUGUUCAUAAAAAACUUGAAGUAAAACAAGUUUAUUUAAAGCUUGGCCAAAAUAUUAUCCUUCGAUGGAAAGGUGCUGGUCUCGAUGCAAAUGUCAGUCCAUCCUAUGAUUCUUCCAACUACGGAGGAGAACGGAUUCCUGUCAAACAUGGAAAAGAUGGGGAUAUUUUGUGGGAUUCGGUAACGAUAUCUCCUUUUACAGAUGUUGUACCUCGGCCAGCCGAAGUGUCUUUGGAAAUCGUCCAUGACCAACCGUGCAUCGUAGACGAGUUUUACAAAUUCAACGUUAACAUACAUAAUAAAGAAAGUGUGAUGGUGACAAACACAAGGUUAUUGGUGAAAAUAGUGACGGAAGAAGGAGCAACACACAAUGCUACCUUAUAUCUGGACGAAGCUGAUGGUGGUGAUAGACAAGCUGGUUUGAAUCAAGUUGGAUUUGAUUUGGAAAAUGUUGAAUCUAACUCACAGAUCACGAAAACGAUAUAUCUCAAAUCCAGUGAGCUGGGAGCUAAAACAGUAUCGUUUGAGGUUUCUUAUAAUAUGGGUGUAGUUGUCGGUGAAGAAAGAACGAUGGUGGACUGUGUUUGUUCCAAGGAAGAAAUACUAACCAUCGAGACACAAAUGCCUUUCUCAAUUUCCGUCAAAGUUGCUAACAUGAAGUUUCAGCAGAUCAACCAGAUACACACAGAUGAGCCGUUCACACUUGUCACUUAUGUCAAAUGUACAUCACCUUGGCCUGUUGACAUUAUAUCAAGUGAAUUCUUGCUGAGUUCUGAAUACAAAAGCGCCGAUGAAAAACUAGUUUCACAAAUAAAAGGCUUGAAAUUGAAACAGGGAGAUGUGGCUGGAGAAUGUCAAUGUCUGCUGGCGCCGAGUAAACAAAACGAACACUUUGUUACCGACCCAACUGAAAGUGUGAGAAGUGUACAGAUUGGUCAAUAUCUGAUCCAAUGGAGAAGGACAUCGGGAGGAACGCCAGUGUAUACAAAAGUCAAUCUUCCAGUUGGGCACAUUCAAUUUGUUCCCUUCUACAUAAAAACGGAUAUACCGUCACAUGGUUGUGUGCAAGAAGCCAUGUUGUUUCAGUACACCAUUUGCAACCGAACUAGUCUAGUACAAGAAGUUGAAGCGGCAAUCCAGCCUAGUGACGCAUUUAUGUUAGCUGGUACUACCCAAAUGCAAUUUCGUGUUCUUCCACAUGGCGAACACACACUAUCAUACAGCAUGUUUCCAUUGUUUCCGGGAGAAUUACCACUCCCCAAACUUCACAUUAAUUUGCCUCACUUAUACAACUUAAACAGCAACGCAUUAGCUCAACAAAUGCUGACAACGCACGUGUACAUAAAGCCGAAGCCAACAUCAUCUUCGCCACAUACGCAGGAGAUUCAAGUGCAGUAAUAUGUAAAUACACACUCAACUUAUAACUUACACCUGAGUGAUACAAGCAACCUGCCUGACGUAGCAACAGAAAUUUUUUUCCAAACAACAACUGCCGAAAUGAUACGCAAAUAUACGAUCAUUUUUUUUGAAUUUUAUUCUAGAAAUUUAUAAUAUUAGUUUUAUAAAAUAUGAUUUUUAUUUAACCUUCCUUAACGCUCAAAAAUUUACCGGGUCUCUCUGUUUU